AUAUUUUGAAGAUCUUUGGUAUCAUGCUGUAAUCACAUAGCCUGUAAAUUUCACAGACACCAUGAGAAGCCGAAGGAAUGGUACCUUGGAGAGCUCAAAAAGUCUUUAUUCCAGUAUCUCUCGUAGUACAGACCUAUCAUACAACGAAAGCGAUUUGGUGUGCUUCAUUCAAGAGAACUUUAGGAAGAGAGAGUGUGUCUUUUUCACUAAAGAUGCCAAGUCAAUUGACCACCUGUGUAAAUGUGGGUACUUGAAAUCGCAGCACAUAGAAGGAACACAGAUUAACAAUAAUGAGAAAUGGAAUUAUAAAAAGCACACGAAAGAAUUCCCAACUGAUGCAUUUGGAGAUAUUGAAUUUGAAAACUUGGGCAAGACAGGGAAGUAUAUCCGUCUAUCCUGUGACACAGACUCUGAAACACUCUAUGACCUAAUGACCCAAUACUGGCACCUGAAAACACCCAAUCUCAUCAUCUCUGUAACUGGUGGAGCAAAAAAUUUUGCUUUAAAGCCACGUAUGCGUAAAAUUGUUAGCAGGCUGAUCUACAUUGCACAGUCUAAAGGGGCCUGGAUAUUCACUGGGGGAACUCAUUAUGGAUUGAUGAAGUACAUUGGGGAAGUUGUAAGAGAUAACACUAUCAGCAGGAGUUCAGAAGAGAAUGUGGUUGCUAUUGGCAUAGCUGCUUGGGGAAUGAUUUCUAACCGGGAGAGUCUAAUGAGAAACUGUGAUGCUGAGGUGCAUUAUUCAGCACACUACAUCAUGGACGAUUUCAAGAGGGACCCAUUGUACUGUCUGGAUAAUAACCAUACACAUCUAAUUCUGGUUGAUAAUGGUACUAAUGGAUAUCCAGCCAUAGAGGCCAAGCUCCGAACUCAGUUAGAAAAAUAUAUUUCAGAACGCAUUAUUCCAGAUUCUAACUAUGGUGGAAAAAUUCCGAUUGUGUGUUUUGUACAAGGAGGAGGAAAGGAAACUCUGAAAGCAAUUAACACAUCAGUCAAGAACAAAAUUCCAUGUGUGGUAGUAGAGGGUUCUGGCCAGAUUGCAGAUGUGAUUGCAAGCUUAGCGGAUGCAGAAGGCACACUUACCUCCUCGUCUGUCAAAGAGAGAUUGCUCCGCUACUUGCCUCGCACCCUUUCAAGGCUCACAGAAGAGGAAACUGAAAGUUGGAUCAGAUGGAUCAAAGAAGUGCUUGAAAAUCCUCAUCUACUCACUGUCAUUAAAAUAGAAGAGGCUGGGGAUGAAAUAGUGAGCAAUGCUAUUUCAUAUGCUCUUUAUAAAGCUUUCAGCACAAAUGAACAAGAUAAAGAUAAUUGGAAUGGGCAACUGAAAUUGCUUUUGGAGUGGAACCAGCUGGACCUGGCUAGUGAAGAGAUUUUUACAAAUGAUCGGCGCUGGGAGUCUGCUGACCUUCAGGAUGUCAUGUUUACAGCCUUGGUGAAGGAUAGGCCAAAAUUUGUUCGCCUCUUUCUAGAAAAUGGCUUGAACCUAAGGAAGUUUCUCAACAAUGACAUUCUAACUGAGCUCUACACCAACAACUUCAGCAGCUUGGUGUUUAAGAAUCUCCAGAUUGCUAAGAACUCCUACAACGAUGCUCUCCUUACUUUUGUGUGGAAGAUGGUGGAGGAUUUCAGAAGAGGUGUAAAAAAAGAGGACGGAAAUGGCAAAGAUGAUGUAGAGAUACAAUUGCUGGAUAUGUCUCUCAUUACAAGACAUCCCUUGCAAGCUCUCUUUAUUUGGGCUAUCCUUCAAAACAAAAAGGAGCUAUCCAAAGUGAUUUGGGAACAGACUAGAGGCUGUACUUUGGCAGCGUUAGGGGCAAGCAAGCUCCUGAAAAGCUUGGCUAAGGUAAAGAAUGAUAUCAAUGCUGCUGGGGAAUCAGAGGAAUUGGCAAAUGAAUAUGAGACAAGAGCUGUGGAGCUAUUCACUGAAUGUUACAGCAGUGAUGAAGAACUGGCUGAACAGCUUCUUAUCUAUUCCUGUGAAGCCUGGGGUGGAAGCAAUUGUCUGGAAUUGGCGGUGGAAGCCAAAGACCAACAGUUCAUUGCUCAGCCAGGAGUCCAGAAUUUUCUUUCGAAGCAGUGGUAUGGGGAGAUUUCCAGAGACACCAAGAACUGGAAGAUCAUUCUAUGCCUUUUGCUUUUCCCUUUAAUAAGCUGUGGCUUCAUCUCCUUCAGGAAGAAACCAGCUGAGAAGAGUAAAAAACUGCUGUUCUACUAUGCGUGGUUCUUCACUUCACCCUUUGUAGUCUUCUCUUGGACGGUUAUCUUCUACAUUGCCUUCCUCCUUCUAUUUGCUUAUGUCCUACUCAUGGAUUUCCAGAAGUCACCCACCAUGCUGGAACUGCUUCUCUACGUUCUGGUCUUCAUCCUGCUUUGUGAUGAAUGGUAUAUGAAUGGUAGUAAGUACUUUUCAGACCUGUGGAAUGUUAUGGAUACCCUUGGGAUUUUUUACUUCCUAGCAGGAAUUGUGUUCAGGCUUCACUCUUCAAAUGAAACAGCCUGGUACUCUGGCAGAGUAAUUUUCUGUUUGGAUUACAUCAUCUUUACUCUAAGACUGAUCCAUAUUUUCACAGUCAGCAGGAAUCUGGGCCCCAAGAUAAUUAUGCUUCAGAGGAUGCUGAUCGAUGUCUUCUUCUUCCUGUUUCUAUUUGCGGUGUGGAUGGUGGCGUUUGGUGUAGCCAGACAAGGAAUCCUACGAAAGAAUGAACAGCGCUGGGAAUGGAUAUUCCGAUCAGUUAUUUAUGAGCCGUACCUUGCAAUGUUUGGCCACUAUCCUACUGAUAUUGAUGGUACCACAUAUGAUUUUGAUCACUGUACAUACACUGGGAAUGAAUCCAAACCUCUUUGUGUAGAAGUGGAUUCCAACAACCUGCCCCGAUUCCCAGAGUGGAUCACCAUUCCAUUAGUUUGUAUCUACAUGCUGUCCACCAAUAUCCUCCUGGUCAACCUCCUAAUAGCUAUGUUUGGUUACACAGUUGGAUCAGUUCAAGAGAACAAUGACCAAGUAUGGAAGUUCCAGCGUUACUUCUUGGUUCAGGAGUACUGCAGCCGCUUAACUAUCCCCUUUCCAUUUGUCAUCUUUGCCUAUAUCUACAUGGUCUUGAGGAAACUACUAAAAUGCUGUUGUAAGAAUGAAUGUAAACAACCAUCAAUCUGCUGCUCGAGAAAUGAAGAUAAUGAAACUCUGGCAUGGGAAGCUGUCAUGAAAGAAAAUUAUCUUGUCAAAAUCAAUACAAAGGCUAAUGACUCCUCAGAAGUAAUGGCACAGCGGUUUAGACAGUUGGAUACGAAGCUGAAUGAUCUGAAAUGUCUUCUGAAAGAUAUUGCUAACAAACUCAGAUGAAAACAAUCUGGAUUGAAGAGAAAUAACAGCGGAACAUGCCUAACAGAGGGACAUCGCUGAAAUAACCAACAGUUGAUCAACCUGGCACCUGUUGAAUGAGAUGGAAAAUCUUUUUACCCAGACUCCCUUUCUCUUUUUAACAAAGGAUCUGUUCCUCUGGGUACCUCAUUAAAUCAUUUCCCCUCCAUUACAGUCUAAUAAUUUCAAGAGGAAAGUACAGAAGCUUUCUGAACCUAGAUGUUUAGAUAAGUGUUUGUCAUGUGGUAUUUUACUUAAGCUUACUGAGAUGUUAAUUAUAUGGCCAGCUGGACAUCUGCAGCUAUUACAAAACAUAAGCUAAAACAGCCAUUAGCAUUUCAAUGUCACAUGUAAUACUAAUAGCUUUAGAUGAUCACACAAGUAGAUAAUUGUGGAUUGGUGUAUGUGGCAUUUGAAAUUGAAGCUGGGUCCCCAUUCACAACUGAUGCUUUUAUGGUCAGGAAUAGACCUGACUAUACAUUACUUCAGUGGUUCUUAACCUUUGUUACUCGGAUGCUUUUGAACUGCAACUCCCAGAAACUCCAGUCAAGAC
Messenger RNA from Pogona vitticeps (central bearded dragon), 3911 nucleotides. The record is from RefSeq and is a predicted model, not a curated record. NCBI's taxonomy places the organism in Eukaryota, Metazoa, Chordata, Lepidosauria, Squamata, Agamidae.